This is a messenger RNA of Colletotrichum siamense, 3117 nucleotides long. It is a transcript of the gene Mutanase-1, whose product is annotated as Mutanase. Gene Ontology annotation, biological process: mating projection tip cell wall disassembly. Bases 1 to 3117 code for a protein of 1038 amino acids. Gene Ontology annotation, molecular function: glucan endo-1,3-alpha-glucosidase activity. The transcript has a single exon. The record is from RefSeq and is a predicted model, not a curated record. Lineage: Eukaryota; Fungi; Ascomycota; Sordariomycetes; Glomerellales; Glomerellaceae.
AUGAGAUUUUUAUCUCUUCUGGCUAGCAUCUUUGCUUGGGCACGACUGGCUCAAGCCCAGGCUGUCUUUGCCCACUUCAUGAUCACCAACUCUGCCAACUAUACAUCCGAUGACUGGCUCGAUGACAUUGCCAAGGCCAAAGCGGCUCAUAUUGAUGCUUUCGCACUCAACAUGGCUUAUGGAGACCCAACGAAUGAGAUGUCUGUUGCUGAUGCGUUUCAACACGCCUCUUCACUAGGGUUUCAGCUCUUCUUCUCAUUUGACUACGCUGGGAACGGACCAUGGCCCAAGAGCGUUGUUCAGGGCUUUAUCAACCAAUAUGGUAGCUCUGGUACAUACUUUCAUUACCAGGGCAAACCAUUUGUGUCAACGUUCGAGGGCCCUGAUAAUGCCGACGACUGGGUCGAGAUUAAGGCAGCUACCGGUUGCUUUUUCAUCCCCGAUUGGUCGUCCCUUGGCGCGAAGCCAGCAAUGGCCAAAGCGAAUGGCGUUGCCGAUGGCCUGUUCAGUUGGGCAGCCUGGCCGUGGGGUGACCAAAAUAUGGACACCUAUGUAGAUGCCUCUUAUUUCCAGUACCUCGGAGGUAAGCCAUACAUGAUGGCGGCGUCUCCCUGGUUUUAUACCAACCUUCCAGGGUACAACAAGAACUGGAUGUGGCGAGGGGAUGACCUCUGGUUCGAUCGAUGGCAGCAGAUCCUCUGGUGGCGCCCCGAAUUUGUCCAAAUCAUAUCUUGGAACGAUUAUGGCGAGUCGCACCAUAUUGGACCUGUACGGGACAAGUCUCUCGAGGCCUUUACGAUCGGAAAAGCACCCUUCAACUUUGUUCUGCCACAUGAUGGUUGGCGGGACACCCUUCCAUUCACCAUCGACAUGUAUAAGCAUAACACGACGACGGUCGAUUCAGAACGUCUAGUCACCUGGUACCGGCCCAACCCAGCAACGAGUUGUAAAGACGGUGGAACUUCCGGCAAUACGGCAUCGCAGCUACAGCUAGAGUUCCACCCCUGGAAUGUAGCCAAAGACGCAAUAUACUUCACGGCGCUCCUUACAUCUUCUGCAUCCAUCGAAGUUACCGUCGGCGGAGUUCAGCAAAAGGCAUCUUGGUCAAUGACUCCCGAGGGUGGCGUCGGUCUCUAUCAUGGCAAUGCCUGGUAUUAUAGCCAAACUGGCGAUGUUCAUGUUCGUGUGGUCCGCGGGGGCUCGACCAUUGCCGAGGUCACUGGAAUUGCCAUCACCACGGACUGCAGCAAGACCAAUGGCUACACCAAUUGGAAUGCCUGGGUUGGCAGCGCUGUUGCUGCCGGCUCCGCUUCGGCCAAACCGCAUUCUCGUACAGACCAGGUCUGCAUCGAGGGCACAGGACCCCUGCCUGGCUUUGCAACUCUCUGCGAGUUCACAUGUGGCUACGGCUACUGCCCCAAGGGUGCCUGUCAUUGCACGAAGUUGGGGGCUCAGGUCGAGGUGCCCAAGUGGAAAGGGAUAAUGGCCUACCCAGCGGCCGGAAAGACGAGCGACUACCAGGGACUCUGCCAGAACGCGUGCAACUGGGGCUUCUGCCCAGGCUCCUACUGUGACACAGUUGAGCAUCCAACCGUCAUUUCCUCCGUGUCGCCUUUCCUUCCAGGAACCUGCACCCGUGGGCAGGGCAUGAGCUCGUCACCUUAUUUUGAUGACCUUUGUUCUUUUGCCUGCUCUCACGGCUUCUGUCCAAUCGCCGUGUGCUACUGUUCUGCACAGGGAGCGCUCAAUCUUAUGGAGCCUACGAGCAAAAGCAAUGCCAGGACCCUAGACGGUGCCGCCGAUGACCACGGUUUAUGCGCAUUCACUUGCGCGCGUGGGUACUGCCCGUCACUCUGCGCUGAUCCAGACUUGGGCCAGGCAACAGAUCUCUGGCAGGCUGGCUACUUUGUCCCAGAGUACAGCAUCGAAGAGGACGACGUCUAUCCCAGCAUCCUUUCCGCCGACACUACGUGCGAUCCGAGUGUUAGGCCCCAAACUCUCGAUGAUUUGGUCAAGGUCAUGAAUGACGAUACCUACAACCCUGUCUGCCGAAACCUUUGGGCCCUUCGCAUACUUUCCGACUCUCUUGACAGCUUUCAGGCGGACUACAAGGACGCUCUCAGUGGCUACGAUUCCGUUUUCGGCUACUACGUCGACUAUGUUAAGGAGUCAAUCAACCCCCAGCUCACAGCAUACAUGGACUUCGACACCGGGGCAGGCAACAAGUUUUUUACGUGCUCCUGGACCGUCCAGUCCAGGACAAGAGAAGGUCCUUGCCCGCCGGCGGACAAAUUCUGGCAACAGCAAGCGUCUUGGUCAGUGACGUAUACUUUGUCUGACGCGGAUGGCUUCUACGCCGCCGUCGAAAAAGAUCUUGGCAUCGAGAAGGACUGGAUUUCCUUUGGCAACUGGCAGCAGACAACAGACAGCGAAUGCGCCGACGCGCCAGAUUGGCGCCCCAAAACACCCAAGAUUAGCUGUCGCAAGCAGCUUCUCUACAAAAAGGGUAUCCCGGUCAGCAGCAACAACGUCAAGGUGUCAAACCCCAAGGACGUUAUCGAGGCGGCGAUGCCGUCGAUCAGCGACUUAUCCAUGCGCGUCUUGAAUAUGUACGUGAUGGCAGGGCUGGGCUACGCUGAGGAUACAGGUGACAUGGUGACGGCUGUUGCUAUGCCCGUGCUGAUGCUCGAGGGCGUGAUUGAGAACAUGAAGCAGAUCAAGAGUAUUGGCGCCGAGCAGCGUGAAAGAGAGAAGAAGGCCCUCAUCCUAGAGAUUCUUUCUAUCGUUCUAUUUGUCUUACCAUUCGCAGGUGAGAUCGUUGGAGCUGCGUUCGGGGGAGCUGCGAUGGUUGCUCGUAUCGCAACUCUUAUUGGGGAGGUCGGGAACGCUGCCCUUACCAUUGAGAGUAUCGUCAGCGACCCUGUAUCGGCGCCUUUUGCCGUCCUAUCGCUUCUCAUUGGGCCCUAUGGCGGCGCGUCGGAGCGAACGUCCUCACAGGCCAUCGCUGAAGCGGCGGCGGCGAGAAGGGCUCUUUCCGGGGAAAAGAUCUCGCUGUUUGGCCAAAGUUUCGUUGCCCAGGACGCAAAGAUCCAAAAGAUUGUAAAUGUUUGUGCCUAG